Messenger RNA from Spea bombifrons (plains spadefoot toad), 1337 nucleotides. It is a transcript of the gene MED7, whose product is annotated as mediator complex subunit 7. The record is from RefSeq and is a predicted model, not a curated record. The transcript has 2 exons. Bases 116 to 793 code for a protein of 225 amino acids. Lineage: Eukaryota; Metazoa; Chordata; Amphibia; Anura; Pelobatidae. Gene Ontology annotation, cellular component: mediator complex. Gene Ontology annotation, molecular function: transcription coregulator activity. Gene Ontology annotation, biological process: regulation of transcription by RNA polymerase II.
UCCCGGAAGUGUGUCAUCAUUCCGUCCGGAGAGUGUAGGAGUGGCUUGUGGGGUGCUUGAGUUUGUGCGUUUCCUGAGUCCGCACAGUUGCAGGGCACUUCUUUCCAAUAUCAUCAUGGGGGAGCCCCAGCAAGUAAGUGCUAUGCCCCUGCCCCCGAUGCAGUAUAUCAAAGAAUACACAGAUGAAAAUGUCCGGAAGGGCUUGGUGCCCAAACCCCCUCUACCUAUCAAAGACAGCUACAUGAUGUUUGGGAACCAGUUUCAAUGCGAUGACCUCAUCAUCCGCCCCUUGGAAGGUCAGGGAAUCGAGCGGCUCCAUCCAAUGCAGUUUGAUCACAAGAAGGAGUUGAGGAAACUCAAUAUGUCUAUUCUGGUCAACUUCCUGGAUCUCUUGGACAUCUUAAUACGCAGCCCGGGUAGCAUCAAAAGGGAGGAGAAGCUGGAGGACAUCAAGCUGCUGUUUGUUCAUAUGCACCACCUGAUAAAUGAAUACCGGCCGCAUCAGGCCAGGGAGACACUCAGAGUAAUGAUGGAGGUGCAGAAGCGACAGCGGCUGGAAACAGCAGAGAGGUUCCAGAAACAUCUGGAGCGAGUAGUGGAGAUGAUACAGAACUGUUUGGCCAUGCUGCCAGAUGACCUUCCUCUUCCAGAUGGAAUAGCCAACAUAAAGACUGAACCUAUGGAGAUGGAGCCGUCAUGUAUGGACCAAAAUGAAGGGAAGCAGGAGGCUAUUGCCACUGUCAAAGCAGACAAAGACGCUGCAAUGUGCGCCAUCAUUGAUGAAAUGACCUAGAAAAUUACAAAUGUUUUUUUUUCCCCCCAUGUUGUGUAUUGUUGUUUUGUCCAAGGAGAGAGUUAAUAUCCUGGUCCUCAGUGUCAGUUAUUAUCCUUUGUAAUUAUUUGUGUUUUCUGGCUAAUAUGACUAUUAAUACAAACACAGAUACUGUAAGCUGUACAUGAGCUGUCAAAUACUUUGUACAUAUACCAUGCCAGGCAUUUUUUUUAAUUUUAUGAAAGCAUUAAAUAAUUGGUAAAUCAAAAGCUUGUUAGAUAGGAAUAUGUUAACUGUAAAAAAAAAAAAAAUAUUUAUAUUGUGCCAGUAGAUCUUUUUUAAGGCUUUUAUAAAAGGAAAGAAUGAGAAUAUUUUAUAAUGACAUGGACAAUAUACAGAAUGACAAUAAGACUGACACACAUUAAGAUAAACCGGUACAGAAGGAAAAGAGGGCCCUACUCUUGUGAGCUUACAAUCUAUGUGUAUAACAGCUGAUGUCCAAGUUUGUUCAAAGGCUAUAUUGGACGAUUCUGAAAUAAAAGAACAGAUCUGUUUAUCCCCUAGA